GAGAGAGAGAGAGAGAGGGAGAGAGAGACAGAUGAGGAGGGGGAUGGGACACGUCUUUGUAUAGCAGAACGAGGCUUGUGAGGAACAGACCCAUAGAGAUACCCAGUGCCACUGGCAGCCACACAUGUACCCACUGCCUCCGUGACACCCAGAGACCCACACACAGGGCGAGCCACCCUAGGGUGCCACAGGCACAUCCUCAGCGGCACUGGUCCUCCCUGCUCCAUCAGCAUCACUCCCCCAGGAGAAGGAACCAUGGGUGCAUCCGAGAGACUAAAGUCCAGCCUUCUGCCUGCCAGCUGCCUCCUUCUGCUGGGUGCUCAGUGUCUCUCAGCAUGGCGACCCCAGCUGGCGCUUUUCUGUGGCCGAGUGCCACUUCAUAUGGAUCUGACAAAUGGGCAGUGGGUGUCGGACCCCCGAGGAAUCCCCAGCUGUAUUGGGAGCAGCAAAGAUGAGAUUCUGAAAUACUGCAGAGAGAUUUACCCUGAGCUACAAAUCACAGGAGUCGCUGAAGCCGCUCAACCGGUCACUGUAACGAAUUGGUGUCAGACCCAGAGGUCGGAGUGCAAAGGUCACCAGCAUAUAGUGGUUCCAUAUCACUGCCUGGUGGGGGAGUUCGUUAGCGAUGCCCUGUUGGUGCCGGACAAAUGCCGCUUCCUUCACCGCGAGCAGAUGGACGUGUGCGAGAGUUACCAGCAUUGGCACGAGACUGCCCGAACCGCCUGUGCUGCCGAGGACCUGGACCUGCACAGUUACGGGAUGCUCCUCCCCUGCCGCCUCGACCGGUUCCGCGGGGUGGAAUAUGUUUGUUGCCCCACCCGCAACCCCCUGCCAGUGGAACCAACCCAAGGCCUCCCCAGCCCCACGCCUGAACCAGAGGAACCGGAGAAAGAGGAUGAAGUGGAGAUCGAUGAUGAUAACGUAGAAGUGGUGGAGGAAGGAGCAGAAGACCCCGCGGGGGCGGAGACUGACCAACACACUCCCGCCAUAUGGGACGACUAUUUUGUGGGACCUGGGGAUGAGGAGGAGACCACCAGUGCGGCCCCCACUCUACCCCCUGAGGUUAAAGUUUCGCGCCCUACGGACGGGGUGGAUAUUUACUUUGAGUCGCCGCGGGAGGGGUCGGAACACGCCAAUUUCCUCCGAGCCAAAAUGGAGCUGGAAGAACGACGCAUGAAGCAAAUUAAUGAGGUGAUGAAAGAAUGGGCCGAGGCAGAUUAUCAAGCAAAAAACCUUCCCAAAUCCGAUCGGCAGGCAAUAAAUGAGCACUUCCAGACCAUCCUGCAGACCCUGGAGGGCCAAAUCUCCGCUCAGCGCCAGCGACUGGUCGAGACCCAUCUGGGCCGGGUGGUGGCCUCUCUGAAUGAUAACCGCCGGGGGGCGCUAGAGAACUACCUGGCCAGCGUUCAAGCCACACCCCUAGAUCCGGAGCGAGUUCUACUGGCGCUGAAGCGAUACAUCCGGGCCGAGCAGCGAGACCAGCGACACACAGUCCGGCACUACCAGCACGUGAGCAGCGCCGAGCCCGACAGAGCUGAGACCAUUCAGUUCCAGGUUCUCACUCACCUGCGGGUCAUUGAGGAACGAGUCAACCAAUCCCUGUCCCUUCUGUACCGUAACCCCCAGCUGACUCCUGAGCUCCGCGAUCAGAUUGAGAGCUGGCUGCGCACCGAGUGGGUGGGGGCCGGAGACCUGCUCAGCUCCACCCAGAAGAAGAUGAAUGAGGACAGCGACUACCCUGAGAUUAGAGUGCCCCCCCAGAACUCGGCCGAGACGUCACAGGGAGAGGGCUCUGCAGUUUGGGAUCUCUACUCGGACUUCCCCCCCAGUGAGCGCACACUCACCUUCCCUGGGCCAAAGGAUAACGGAUCUGUGAAACAAGUUCACUACCAGUCUGAGGACAUUCAGCGAGACCAGCUGGAACCCGACACGCUGGUCACCUUUAACCGCGGUGCUUUGAUUGGUCUGCUGGUGGUGGCAGUCGCUGUUGCCAUGGUGAUAAUAAUUAGCCUUCUCCUGAUACGACGCAAGCCCUACGGCACCAUAAGCCACGGGAUCAUAGAGGUGGAAGCUUCCAGGAGCCCCGAAGACAAGCACUUGAGUAAGAUGCAGAACCAGGGCUACGAGAACCCGACCUACAGAUACCUGGAGGAGAAUAACUGAGCAUGGGUGUGGGCUGGGGCUGGGUUAUACUAUUCGGGGGUGGGACUUUACUUCGGGGGAGGAGCAGCGUGGGUGGGAGGGGUUUGUGGGACUACGGGGAUAUUUUAAUAACAGGGGUGAGACCAAAUGAACGGGGAGAAUUGAUGUUGCCCUUACGAGGCAGAGAUUGGUUCCCGUUGGGGAUAAGUAGGGAGGGAAGCAACCAACUGUAGGAACACGGGGGGGGGGGGCGGAGUGGGUUAAAGUGCACGUCUCUCUCCCCUGUAAAUGCACUUAAAUUAUUUAUAACUCAGAAGGGAAGAGAAGGACCACACGGUAACCUUCUGCCGCCACCCAACCCCCGAGCUCCGACGAACCAGCCUAAAUAAACCGCCAUUUCCCGUAUCGUCCAAUCAGCUGCUGCCCACAUCAUAUAUAUAGUCUUAGGCCUACAUCUACUAAAUAGUGACCCAAAAAUAAAAAAAAUUUGCUUUCAAGCUUGUGCCGCAUUCUCCACCGCGAGCGAAACUCCCAGACUCCCUCGAACGUCCCCCCUAUGAGUUCCGCUGCGGCACUUUAGUCUCAGUAAUGAUCCUUCGGAUGUACGUAGUCGCCCUGGUUAUGCCGACCGUGGGUGGGGGGGGGGGGUCUAUGAACGAUUGGGUUGUAUAUAUAUACGUGUACAGAAGUGCUGUCUUACCCUUUAGGGGAGGGCAUGUCUUACGGUUUCUCCAGCUUUCAUAAACUACAACUCCCACAAUCCCCUUUGAGGCUGGGAAUGGUAGCCUAUGGCAGCUUGUGUGCGUUCGGCCUGCUUGUAGGAAUAAUGUUAGCGUCUUUCCUCUAUUAACUACCUUAUAUAUAUAUUUUAUUUUUGAUCCAAAGAUAAUUCCACCCCCCCGGGGGCAGAUUCCCACAGCACACAGGGGCAAUUAAAACUUACAGGGCUCCCUCUCGGCCAAUGAAUGUUGCCGCAUCCAAGCGUAGAACUAAGAAUGUUCCCUGUCUGCCCCGUAAUAACAUUUCUGUCCAUUGCCCGUGGAUCCCUUUAUAGACUCCCUGUUUAUAGAAACUGGGAGGAAGCCAUUUUUGAAGCCUGACAGUGCAGUGGGCGGGGCUUAGGAUGUUAGGAUGUCACGCCUUUUAAAGGGGACUACCCACUUAUAUUUAAUUCAUGGCAAUGGUGUGAGGACAGAAUGCAAUUCCAUACCUCUCGUAUUCUGGGUGUGGCUAUGGGUAAUCAGGCCAGGACUGGGGCACAAAAUAGCCCCCGGGGCAUUUACACAGAGGCCCAAAUAGCCCCCCCAGCAGCCCAAUAAAUAGUGACUGUCUAUGGCACCUUACAGCAGCCCCUCUGGCAUUGGCCAGAACCCACAGACUGCCAGUCCGGCCUAUGUGUAAUAAUCUCCUGCACUCAAUAGGCCAGUUUAGUUUAGUUGUUUAGUGCAAAUCUCAUUUGAGUAGUGGGACUGACAUGCAAUAGAUAGGGGGUACCCAUGUACCAAUCAGAGUGCUCCAAUAGGUCCUGCUGCCCCCGUGGCUGUAACUUGCCUAGAUCCGACCGUCUGAUUGGUUCAGCAAAAACACUUUGCUUUUGCAUUUUUUUUUCCUUUUUCAGCGGGCAGAUCUCCCCUUUAAACCUGGAUACCUGGGCUAUUAAACCGCUGAACGACUAAUUAGCAAUUAAUCAAGAUGGAAACUGCAUGGCUGUGCCCAAACCAGUACAGUCUGCAGCGGAACCGCUUUCUAAUGAGCCGCGCAUGAUGCGGGUUUGGGCCGGGCCCAGUUUAAAAGGGACGUGGCGCAACUGUCUGAGCUCAAAUUCCAACCGAUUGUAAUAAAAACCGCUAUUAAUUCAUUUGCACUGAACAUAAAAGAACAGUUACUAUCAGUGCGCGGGGGGCGGGGACACGCCACAUGGGGUGUAUUUUGUACUUGUAAUGAGAUAAUGAGUUUCCUUCCCUCGUGUUUGUUUCACUCCCAGCGACUAAACUGUAACAUUUUAUUCAGCGUUCAAUAAAGAGAUAUCAAGCGGGUAA
Messenger RNA from Xenopus tropicalis (tropical clawed frog), 4181 nucleotides. RefSeq names its product amyloid beta precursor like protein 1 (gene aplp1). Bases 256 to 2163 code for a protein of 635 amino acids. Gene Ontology annotation, molecular function: transition metal ion binding; heparin binding. The record is from RefSeq and is a predicted model, not a curated record. The transcript has 16 exons. Gene Ontology annotation, cellular component: membrane. Lineage: Eukaryota; Metazoa; Chordata; Amphibia; Anura; Pipidae.